CCAAUAAGUACAGAUAGGUGGCUGUUCUCCAUCAUACCCUUCAUGUCACUGUGCUCAAGCUGUCCCAUGCUCCAGAGCAAACAAACCACACGGCAUAAUGACCGGCGCGCAACGAAAAGCAUAUACGGAUUUUAUCACCGAUAUUUACACACCAAAUCUAAUAUGGUCGCUCUACAUACAUAUAUCAGUCUUUUCAACCCAAAAUUAGUGUAGAGCCUCGUUCCUGAUAUACCCUACCUUGCGGCCACUAUUUUGACAGAAAAUAUACGUGAAAGAACUCGACUAUUAUAUCUUGCGAACAGUUUCUCUAAUUAGCUAAUAGAUUGCAUUCCCCGAUACCGGUAUCCUCGAAUUGUGUUCACAUGAUCGCGCACUAUGCACGUCACACCCUCAUCAAUCCGACACUCUGUACCUCUCUCAACGCCACACCUUAACCACACACCAACCAACAUCUCCCAUCACAAAAAAAUCAACUCUACUACACACGCAUGAACUCACGUUCGCAGGAAAACCUGAUCCCCACCAUCCCAUAAACACGAAACGCAACCAACACGAAAAGAAAGCCAUCGCACGGAAAACACCCAUCUUCCUCGCACUCCACACCAUCCCCCCAAACACUAAACCAGCAUAAACUAAGAAAGGCCCACACAAAGACAACAAGGCAUGUCCCUGCCACCCACACCAAAAACCCUAAAUCAGCACGUUGCAUGCAGUAGCGUACAAGGAAGAACAAGAGUUCCAAAACCUUAACUCGCACAUACCCACAUACACACACACACAGACAUGAUGCUUCUGUAACAUCGGCAUGGAAAACCAACGAGACGUCCCCGCACAACCGACCCGCCGACCUUUUCUCUCUUUUGCGUUUUGUGUGGUGGGUUUUUUUCUUUUCUUGACGAGCCGCCCCACCCGUUCCGAGAUUCGCUGAGGGAGGGGAAACAAGAUUGUGGUAGAAAGAAUACGAUGGGGGAAAAUAGCGAUAACCGGAUUUGUUUACGUAUUUUCUUAUCACUCGAUUCUC
Molecule: messenger RNA, 1021 nt
Organism: Periconia digitata
Lineage: Eukaryota; Fungi; Ascomycota; Dothideomycetes; Pleosporales; Periconiaceae
Source: the annotation of a GenBank genome assembly